This is a messenger RNA of Leucoraja erinaceus (little skate), 2916 nucleotides long. RefSeq names its product glucagon-like peptide 2 receptor. Gene Ontology annotation, cellular component: plasma membrane. NCBI's taxonomy places the organism in Eukaryota, Metazoa, Chordata, Chondrichthyes, Rajiformes, Rajidae. The transcript is spliced from 13 exons. The record is from RefSeq and is a predicted model, not a curated record. Gene Ontology annotation, biological process: adenylate cyclase-modulating G protein-coupled receptor signaling pathway; cell surface receptor signaling pathway. Gene Ontology annotation, molecular function: peptide hormone binding; glucagon receptor activity. The coding region runs from base 1 to 1929 and encodes 642 amino acids.
AUGGCCAGUGCUGGUGUAACAAUGGCCAGUGCUGGUGGAACAAUGGCCAGUGCUGGUGGAACAAUGGCCAGUGCUGGUGUAACAAUGGCCAGUGCUGGUGUAACAAUGGCCAGUGCUGGUGUAACAAUGGCCAGUGCUGGUGUAACAAUGGCCAGUGCUGGUGUAACAAUGGCCAGUGCUGGUGUAACAAUGGCCAGUGCUGGUGAUGAAAUGGCCAGUGCUGGUGUAACAAUGGCCAGUGCUGGUGUAACAAUGGCCAGUGCUGGUGUAACAAUGGCCAGUGCUGGUGUAGAAAUGGCCAGUGCUGGUGUAGCAAUGGCCAGUGCUGGUGUAACAAUGGCCAGUGCUGGUGUAACAAUGGCCAUUGGAAUCAACUUUAUUGCUUUCACACACUCUUUUCCUUUGGUAAUUCACAAAGAAUGUUUCUUGUUUGCUUCUUACAGGGACUUGUUUAUAUCUCCCAUCCUGUUUAUUCUGCAGGUCAGUGGCACACUACUGGAGGACACAAUCAGUAAAUGGUCCUUGUAUCGGGAUCAGUGUUUGCAAAACCUAACCAAGUCUGGGGCCAAAACUGGAAUAUUUUGUAAUGAAACGUUUGACCAGUUUGCCUGUUGGCCAGCAUCAUACCCGGGCAAUGUAUCAGAACCCUGCCCCUGGUACCUUCCUUGGAUUAAACCAGGUAGUACAAAGAGGGUCCACAGGUACUGCCUGGAUAAUGGAAGUUGGUUGACUAUUUCAAACUCAACUGUUGUCUGGAGGGAUCAUUCUGAAUGUAAUGAAGACAGCCAGAAUGUCCAGCUAAACAAUAAUCAGCAUGGGUUAUUGAAAAUCCUGCAACUGAUCUACACUGUGGGUUACUCAAUCUCCUUGUCCUCACUUUCGUUGGCCAUAUUGAUACUGUUGUGGCUUCGGAAGCUGCAUUGCACUCGAAAUUACAUUCACGUCAAUUUAUUUGCUUCCUUUAUCCUGAGAGCUCUGGCAGUUCUUGUAAAAGAUAUUUUUCUGAAAAACACUUACUCAAAACGUCCAGAUGAUGAAAUAGGUUGGAAAUCGUUUUUUUCAGAGGCGUCUAAUGGAUGCAAGGUGGCUCAGGUCUUCAUGCACUAUUUCGUUGGAGCAACCUUCUUUUGGCUUUUAGUUGAAGGAAUUUAUCUUCAUAAACUGAUAGUCCUGGCCGUCUUAUCAGAGAAAAGAUUGUUAAAGCAAUAUGUCCUUGUAGGAUGGGUGUUCCCACUAUUGUUUGUUAUACCUUGGACAAUUUCAAAGAUUAUCUAUGAAAAUGAAUGGUGCUGGGUUAGAAAUCAAAACAUGGGCAUCUGGUGGAUCAUUAGGGGACCAGUGAUGUUUGCAAUAAUAUUGAAUUUCUAUAUAUUCAUAAAGAUCUUGAAAACAUUGCUUUCCAAACUGAAAGCCCAACAAAGGCGAUUUAACGACUACAAAUACAGACUGACAAGGUCAACGUUGGUGCUGAUACCACUGCUUGGGAUCCACGAAUUUGUAUUCACCUUCCUGCUGGACGACCACAUUCAUGGUUUACUACUGCACAUCCGACUCUUUCUUCAAUUAGCGAUCAGCUCAUUCCAGGGCUUUCUGGUCGCUUUGCUGUAUUGCUUUGCCAAUGGAGAGGUCCAAGCGGAACUGAAAAUGCGUUGGCGAUGUUGGCUGCUGGCAAAUGACUUUGCGUGUUUUGGCUGUAUCAUGGGCAAGCACUUCAAGUAUCUGGGAAAAUGCUCCAAGCCCAGGUCAAAUAGUUACAUCAACAGCAGCAGCUACUGCUACAGUGACACCAGAACGUCCAGUGUACAGCUGAGCACAGCUCCAAUGUCAGAGCUGCAGACACAGAAAGCCACAGUGAUGGAGCAGUUCCCCCAGACCAGUGUCUCCGAAUGCAGUAAAGAAGAGAUGGGAGUUGGAGAGAGUCAAAUCUAAAAGCCAGAUUUAAGAGCGAAUCAGGACUGGCAGGUGUGAAGGCCUUUAACACAUGAAGUCAGCAAAUAUAUGUUUGAUUUUUACAUUCUGACUGACCUCCACAUUCUGCUGUAAAUAUUGCACCGUGCAAGUGAUUCUUCUGGUGCUUUCAAGGCUCUCGUGGUGCUGUUACUGUUGCUCUGCACCCACAGAACAGGACUUCAUGGGAUUUGAUUUUAAGUUGAUGCUGCCAGCUAACAUCGGCAGAAGUUCUGCAAUCAGCUUCGGUGUGUCCAUGAGUUAAGAGGCAGAAAGGGAUAUGCGGACAAUGUGCGGACAUUUGAGGGUGCCCGAGAAAGUUUGCAAUGACUUCCGAACUAACGCUUGUGGUGUUACCCUACGCCCAACUCAAUGUAGUCUAUUGUUUUGCAAAGUGCCAGAGAAAACAAUAGAGAAUCCCAUUGAAUUUUCAACCGUGGUCCAGCUAAUGUUUCGAACACUUGCAUCCUGUGACCACACGCCAUGGCCCACACUUUCCACAGCAACACAUGUAGAUACCAAGAUGCGAUCAAGUAAAAAUUGCAACAUAGCUUGCACAUAUUGCACGCUGAAGUGUACAUUCCUCUUACCUUCAAUCUUAACAACAUAUUUUACAAGAAAUGUUACUUACCCCAUGCAUUUUUAUUAUUGUAGGUGUGAAUAUUCUUAAAGAAUGUCAUUUCUAUGUUGAAAUAAAAGUCUAUUAAACCGCACUAUGACAAUCUUCCACCAGUUCCCAUCUUUCAGUGAUUGUUUCAAGUUAGGUACAGGAUUGCUCUCUCCGUUAUCAAUGCAACCGUCUGCAGAGUAAAUGGGACUUGCCAGUGAAGACAGCUGAUCCACUGAUACAAAUGGAACACAGGUACGAUACUAUCAGCAUCCUUCAUGUCCCUUCUCUGCCUGAAUUGCCAAUUUUUAAAAAGUGAUAGUCUGCAGGUUGUAAAGAAAGGCAGGUGAGAGGGGUGGGAG